UGCUCUGUCAGAGAGAGCAUCUGUCAAGCCCACAUUUAAACUGCUGCCUGCCUGUGCAGCAGCUGAGGAACCGUGGAUUUCAUAUUAUAGACUAAAACCCCAUUAAAACUGCUCGAAAUCCUUCCCGCAGCUGCCAGGCAACAACGAAAGAAGAGAGGUAAAUCUUAUGCUUUUCCAAUACAACUGAAGCACUACAUUUUAGCUCUGGCUGCUUUACAUUGCAGCUCAGUGUUAUUACUAGAAAUAUGGAUACUGAGGCGAGAACACAGCACUGCAUUGUCCAGCCAGGAAAAGAGCAGAUGUAAAAAGCUUCAAUGCAUCAACUGUCGGGAAGAGUCAACAGUGCUACAAGCAGAACGGACAACUACAGCUCUUUUGUUUAACGAAAGAGAGAGAAAACGAAAGAAAGGGAAAAUUUCAGAAGACUAGGACCCAUAUGAACAAGGAGGGUAACUCGAAGACAAGCAGACAGAUGGACACUUUGGAUACUGUGAAAAGCAAUCGCAGGAGGCAGACUGUUGGGGGAUGUGCGCAUGUUCGAUAGCAUCUUUUUUGCUGAAGUGAUGGCGUGCCAAAUGUAUUUUCAGUGGGCAUAAUCCUCUUCACAUAAAUGGCCUGACCAAGGAAGAAUGACUACAAGAGAGACAAUGUGACUGAAUUAGAAAAUGAUUGCCAAAGAAUAGUAUUAAGGAGAAGAAAACAUUUUUGGUCACCAAUCUCUCAUAUACCACUACCGGACAUUUACAACAUGCUUCAGUGGAGGAGAAGACACUGCUGCUUUGCAAAGAUGACCUGGAAUGCCAAGAGGUCUCUGUUCCGCACUCAUCUCAUUGGAGUACUUUCUCUAGUGUUUCUUUUUGCUAUGUUUUUGUUUUUCAAUCAUCAUGACUGGCUGCCAGGCAGAGCUGGAUUGAAAGAAAACCCUGUGACAUACACUUUUCGAGGAUUUCGGUCAACAAAAAGUGAGACAAACCACAGCUCCCUUCGGAACAUUUGGAAAGAAACGGUCCCUCAAACUCUGAGGCCUCAAACAGCAACUAACUCUAAUAACACAGACCUGUCACCACAAGGAGUUACAGGCCUGGAGAAUACACUUAGUGCCAAUGGAAGUAUUUACAAUGAAAAAGGUACUGGACAUCCAAAUUCUUACCAUUUCAAAUAUAUUAUUAAUGAGCCUGAAAAAUGCCAAGAGAAAAGUCCUUUUUUAAUACUACUAAUAGCUGCAGAGCCUGGACAAAUAGAAGCUAGAAGAGCUAUUCGCCAAACUUGGGGCAAUGAAAGUCUAGCACCUGGUAUUCAAAUCACACGAAUAUUUUUGUUGGGCUUAAGUAUUAAGCUAAAUGGCUACCUUCAACGUGCAAUACUGGAAGAAAGCAGACAAUAUCAUGAUAUAAUUCAACAGGAAUACUUAGAUACGUACUAUAAUUUGACCAUUAAAACACUAAUGGGCAUGAAUUGGGUUGCAACAUACUGUCCACAUAUUCCAUAUGUUAUGAAAACUGACAGUGACAUGUUUGUCAACACUGAAUAUUUAAUCAAUAAGUUACUGAAGCCAGAUCUGCCUCCUAGACAUAACUAUUUCACUGGUUACCUAAUGCGGGGAUAUGCACCCAACCGAAACAAAGAUAGUAAGUGGUACAUGCCACCAGACCUCUACCCAAGUGAGCGUUAUCCUGUCUUCUGUUCUGGAACUGGUUAUGUUUUUUCUGGAGAUCUGGCAGAAAAGAUUUUUAAAGUUUCUUUAGGUAUCCGCCGUUUGCACUUGGAAGAUGUGUAUGUAGGGAUCUGUCUUGCCAAGUUGAGAAUUGAUCCUGUGCCCCCUCCCAAUGAGUUUGUGUUCAAUCACUGGCGAGUUUCUUAUUCAAGCUGUAAAUACAGCCACCUAAUUACCUCUCAUCAGUUCCAGCCUAGUGAACUGAUAAAAUACUGGAACCAUUUACAACAAAAUAAGCACAAUGCCUGUGCCAACGCAGCAAAAGAAAAGGCAGGCAGGUAUCGCCACCGUAAACUACAUUAGAAAAGACAAUUUUUUUUUUUCAAAUGUGCAAUUUGUAAAUAUUGCUAAAAGCAUGUAUAGUUAGAACUGAUUACAUCCGUAGGACAAGUUUUAGUUGAAACUCAUCACAUAAAGAAAUUCAAAAAGUAUUUUUUUAAUUUCUGAAGAAGUUAAGUCUUAAAACUAUAACAUUAUAUAACAAAAAAGGUGUCCCAAAAGAUCUAUUUAAAAAACUGUAUAAGGGGAUUCUGUGUAUUAACAUGCAAUAAUAAGCAUGCAUAAAUCAACGGUUCAAGUCCUCUGUUAGGGGCCAAUAAAAUGUAUCUGCAUACAUUUUCCACAUAAAUUUUAAUUUAAGAAAUGACAGUCAAAAGAUCCUUCAUUUUAGAUAUAGCUUUUCAUUUUAAUAUAUAAUUAAAUGUAAAUAAAACAUCACUAUCAAUUUUAAGAAAACUUUGUAAUUGUGCAAAGGAUAAAUUUUUUGACCUGACUAUUUUAGGGUUCUAAAUGCAAUAAGAUUUAGUUGAGUUAUUCCACAAACACAUUAUAAAGUUCAGAUGUUUCAUCAAUGCAGUUCUCAUGAAAGUAUGUACUUUUUAAAAAUAACGGAGAUAUUCUUUUAAAUUUCUUUUAUUAAUACAUAUAUCGGAGAAAAUUAUUUUGACAUGACGUGAUAAAAUGUGAAAAACUAAUGUGUCUCAGGCUCAAGUUUUUAGUUAUUAAAUGUUUCAAAACAGACAAGUUUUGUUUCCUCAUUGGUGUUAAGAACCAAACUGCUAUUUCAAUGAGUUAUUCAAUUAGACCAAUUACUGCACUUUUAAACAGCACCACCAUUUAAUUUCAUGUAUAUCUGACUUCGAAUAUAUCUGUAAAGAUAAUCGAAGCAAAAGUAAUUACUUAAAGGCACAAAUAGGAUGUACUGUUGAAAAAAGAUAAAGAGUGCAGUGCAGUUUCAUUCAAUACAUUUUUAAGAUGCAUGUCUGCCAAAAUGUAACAUAUGGGAAGUUUAUUUCCUGACAGCAGGUGUACACAUGCCAAUACUUAACCAUUUUAUGGCACCUAUUUCUUUCUUGGAGUGCCAAGUUUACAAAUCUGCAGUUUUUAAUUUGGUAGAUGACAAAUAUUCUGAAUCACCAAUUAAAAACCCUUUGGGGAGGGAUGGGGAAAACUAUAAAUGUUUGACAAACACAAUUCUAGGAUGAACAAUGUAUACAAUGCACUUUUAUCAACUUUUUAAAAAUAAAGGAAAACAAAAAACUUUA
Chlorocebus sabaeus (green monkey) is the source of this 3258-nucleotide messenger RNA. It is a transcript of the gene B3GALT2, whose product is annotated as beta-1,3-galactosyltransferase 2. Lineage: Eukaryota; Metazoa; Chordata; Mammalia; Primates; Cercopithecidae. Gene Ontology annotation, molecular function: N-acetyl-beta-D-glucosaminide beta-(1,3)-galactosyltransferase activity. Gene Ontology annotation, biological process: protein O-linked glycosylation. The record is from RefSeq and is a predicted model, not a curated record. Gene Ontology annotation, cellular component: Golgi membrane.